Messenger RNA from Coregonus sp. 'balchen', 3604 nucleotides. NCBI's taxonomy places the organism in Eukaryota, Metazoa, Chordata, Actinopteri, Salmoniformes, Salmonidae. The record is from the annotation of a GenBank genome assembly.
CUCAAAUAUUGAUUGUGCGCGGUAACUGCAUUGAGCGAGUGUAAUCAAAUCAUCCUCACGAAUAUUGGAAGGUGUACAAAUAACAAGCGCUCGUUUGCGUUUUAGUCCAAAGGUAUGAAAGGAAAACCGUGUAGACCUAAUUUCCUCGUGCAUUCGCUUUUAACGUGAAGACACCCAUGGAUACAGGUGACAACAGACGUAGACGGGCGAGGAGUGUGAGAGCCAAAAGAACUGGGACGCAAGAUGCGUCUGUGAAAAGGGAAAAUGCAAACGUCCUAAGAUCUUUGAGUGUUGGGAACACAGACGACAAUGAUGCCAUGGAGGAUGACGCUGGCUUUGUCAAAAAUUGGAGUUUGGAGCGAAGGGUCAUGGCUCCACGGUACAGUUUACUCCGUGAGGUCGGAAGGGGCAGCUAUGGCGUGGUCUAUGAAGCGAUUGCACGGAGGUCGGGUGCAAGCGUUGCAGUAAAGAAACUUCGAUGCGAUGCACCAGAAAAUGUCGAGCUUGCCUUGGCAGAAUUCUGGGCCCUUGCUAGCCUGGAUAAACGACACGAGAAUGUGGUGCAAUUGGAAGAAUGUGUGUUACAAAGAAACGGUGUGGCUCAAAAAAUGAGUCAUGGGAACAAGCGGUCCAAGCAGUACUUGCGGUUGGUGGAGACUUCAUUAAAAGGUAUCCAGCCUAUGAUGAUUGUGUGGAAAUCACAGUUCUAUAUAAAUCAAUUCACGUUACGUCAUAAUUUCUCUGUAUGACCGCAGCUGUCCGAUGGUAUAUGGUGGGGAUUUUGUAUCCAUUCCAUUGUCUAUCUAGUUCAACGAAAGUGUGAAAUGAAACCAAUGCGUUGAAGCAAUGUAUUUUAUUUUCAAUGAUGACGUAACCUAAUUAGAUGUAUUAUAGUGGCCUCGUUUUGUCAAGCCAUUGAUUAUGAUUAUCAUAUCCACUAGAUUGGGAUUUUAAUGUUCUAGUAGUAUGAACACCUUACAUUUUGACGCUCACGGGUUAUUUUCUUUAUCUUGGCCAGGUCGCAGUUGUAAAUGAGAACUUGUUCUCAACUGGCUUACCUGGUUAAAUAAAUAAAAAUAAACAAUUUUAAAGAUCAGUUGAGGCGGUAACGUUAUAGCCUAGGUUAGGUUGAAAUGAAAUGCUUGGAAACGAUGUUGCAAUUGCUGCUUCAUUGACAAUUGUAUCCGUUAUUGUCCGGCCUUGGCAGCUGGUUUUUGUUUACGUGAAUUCUUCAAUCUGAAUGCUUUUUAGCAAAGCAAUUUGGGAUACGUUAGUUGCUGUCACGUACCAGCUCUCAUUGGGGGUCUUUGUGAGUGUCGUCAUCUUGGCUCACUAAAUGGAAGCCUCUGUAAUGGCUGUGUCGCGGUCUUGUCACAAUGCUGGCCCUCUCUGUUAUGCAAGUGCUAUUAGCCAGGCCAUACCACACUCUGCAAGCCAUAGGGUUCACCCUGAGAGAUUUGUUUUCAGUACAGUACAGAAUGUCAGUUUGCUUUUCCUUUUCACGCAUUAAGUUUACUUGCGUACAGUUUUAUAUCACUUUUCAUUUGGUAACUGAAUCAGUAUUCAAACUACUUAUUCAAGUGGGAUAAUGUAUCCACAGAGGACCGAUAAUGACUGAGGUUCUCAUUCUUCGGACGUAGAUCAAUCAUUUUCUCCUGGUUUCAGGUACCAGUAAUCGCGAUACUCAUAAGUAUUGUGGCAAGGAAACAAAACAUGAAGUGGUUUUAACUUCUUUAGGAAAACCGCACUAAUGUUGGAAACAAACAUAAUUAUGUUGUCAUCCAGUCACAUGUAUUUAUUUUCCAAGCUAUGGCACGCAAUAUUUAACAUGUAGCAGGUUUUUAAAGGACUAAAGAAUUUGGUCUGCUUCUGUUUUCAUUUUUUGCCAUGGAUAAAAUAUCCAAAUAAGGCUAUUGUCACACCCCUAGUUUCUGGUAGGCAUAAUUGCUGUAUUUUAUAGUAGGUCAAGGUCUUUACCAAGCCCCUACCACUCUUUUCACUCACACGUUCAACUACCUUGUCAUUUGAAAUAGUUUAUCUUGUUUGUAUUCAAAUUAGUACCUGUGAUAUGAUCACAGUUUGCCUGAUUUGAUUGCCUCGGUAACGUUGAAUUUAAUCCUUUCAUCCAGCCCUUUUGUCCUUAAAUGGGUUAUCCAUUUGAUAAACAUUCCUACCUAUUUCUUGAGGUCAUGCUUAGUCACAAAGCUUUGGAUAAAGUUGCUCAAUGUAUCAUCAUAAUGUUAUUCAAGUAACGGGUCGUGAAGAAAGCAAUUGCAGAUACCACCGUUAUCACCAGUCUAUAAUAUCAGCCUAGGUUAAUAUGUAUUAAUGUAGGCCUAGGUAAUAUUAGGUAAAUAAGAAGACGUUUGUGUAGCACCAUAGUCAUCUGUUCCUCUUGCCCGGUUAGCAGGUGUUGUGUUGAUAGUAUACAAACGAGAACGUUCAAGCUGUUCCAAACUGGUUUUUCAACAGCCUAGUCCACUUGCAAUUCCGAUAGUUGCAGCUUGUAGCAACCUUUUUCCUGGAACACACAAAUGAUAGAUAAUGGGAGUAGGAUUAACUGAGGUUAUAGACUGAAAUGUCCUAUAUGGCUUCCUUGGCAAUACUACAGCAGAAGAGAUGGAUUUUGUAAUUAAAGCAUUUUAUGUGUCAAUUUUGUAAUAUGUUCAUGUCAUUUCCAGUUUGCAUAUUAAACUGCGAUCAGAAAAGGAAACAUCUUCAUUACUUAGUCAUGAUACUCUUUUGUCGAGCUAAUCAUUCAUCAGUUUAUCGUUCCCUUUAUUUUUCACAGUAUUGGCUCAUUUGUAUCCGUGGUUCUGUAAGGUAGAGGUUCAUUUUACUGUUUAGUACUGCUGCACCUUUUUUUGACUCGUGUCCAUCCAUUGCAGGUGAGAGAGUGCUGAGCCACCCAGAGGAGCCCUGCUACCUGUGGUUCGUCAUGGAGUUCUGUGAAGGUGGAGACCUGAACCAGUUCAUCCUGUCGCGACGACCUGACCCGCGGACCAACAACAGUUUCAUGCUCCAGCUCACCAGCGCUGUGGCCUUCCUGCAUGAAAACAACAUUGUCCACCGCGACCUCAAGCCUGACAACAUCCUCAUCUCCGAAAAGUCGGGGACGCCAGUUCUCAAAGUCGCCGACUUCGGCCUCAGCAAGGUGUGUGCCGGACUAGGAGGCACCGGGAAGGACGAAGAGGACAAGAACAGAAACGUUGUCAACGUCAACAAGUUCUGGCUGUCGUCAGCGUGUGGCUCUGACUUCUACAUGGCACCCGAGGUCUGGGAGGGCCACUACACUGCCAAGGCGGACAUCUUCGCCCUAGGCAUCAUCAUCUGGGCAAUGCUGGAGCGAAUCACCUUUAUCGACGCUGAGUCCAAGCGCGAGCUGCUGGGAACCUACGUGAGGCAGGGCGCCGACAUCGUGCCGGUUGGCGAGGCGCUGCUAGAGAACCCAAAGAUGGUACUGAACAUCCCGCAGAAGCGCAAGUCCUCCAUGUCGGACGGGGUGAAGAAACUUUUGCAGGACAUGCUGGCGGUCAACCCUCAGGACCGGCCCGAUGCGCUUGAACUACACAACAGGAUGGACCAGCUCACGUGUGCCGCAUGA